Messenger RNA from Lactuca sativa (garden lettuce), 2441 nucleotides. RefSeq lists its product as uncharacterized. Lineage: Eukaryota; Viridiplantae; Streptophyta; Magnoliopsida; Asterales; Asteraceae. The record is from RefSeq and is a predicted model, not a curated record.
UUUCCAUCUGGUUUUAAAACCUUCUUCAACAGUUUAUUUGUGAAUGCCCUGUUCUCUCUCCAUUCAAUUUCGUUAUCAGAUUAGCCGAUUUGUUUCUGAAUCGUCUUGUUCCUUCACACAGCCUGGGUCCGGAUGCCAUUGGAAUCGUCGCUUUUUCUCAUGGCUGUACUGGUGUGGCAGGACGAGCCUGCGGCUUGGUUAGUCUCGACCCUACAAGGUUCGCUGUAAUCCUCAAGGAUCGCCCCUUCAGGUCUGGUGAUUGCAGAGUCGUCGAUGUCAUGAAACUAUUACCCCACUGCCACUGAUGGAACCAUCAAGCUUUUUAUACAUGCAGCUGAGUAAUCAAAACUUUUUUUUUUUUUUUUUUUUUUUCUGAAUUACAAUGUUUCUAAAUCUAUUGAAUCUUCUAAACACAUUUGAUGUUUUAUAUCUCUACAGUCCUACAACUCUUGCUACUGCUAGUGAUUUCUGUUUGCUUUUUUUCUACAGAAGACAACAGUCUGGUAAUCUGUGAACGAUCAGUCAACUGGCUGUUUACACUUGCUUUUUGAUGAACACCAACUGUUUGAUAUAAUGCCCCAAGCAUGGAUAAAGUUCUGGUACCAUUUUCAGUUUUCAAGAUGAUCCUUAACUAUACCACCUGUUCCUCCUAUAAUCUCAGAUAAUUAUAGGGAUUCCUUUUCCAAAUGUGUUUGAUAUUCAAGUGGCAGAAAAAAAGAGAUACAACGAUGCUUUUAAAUCCUCUAAAAACCUUCUUAGUGGCAGUGAAUGGUAUUGUCAGCAAGCUUUCAGAGCACUUAAUCAGGCAGCAGGCCGUUGCAUUCGACACAGGUCAGACUAUGGAGCCAUAAUCUUCCUAGAUGAGCGAUUUCGUCAAGAAAGAAACUUAACAUACAUUUCAAAGUGGAUAAGGAAAUCCAUUAGACAAUAUGACAAUUUUGACCAGUCAUUGGAAGGAUUAAAGUCCUUUUUCAAGAACAUCAAGGUUGAGAAUGAUACAAAGCAGAUAGUUGAUGUUGAUGCUAUUGAUGUGGAGGAGCCAAGAAACCUGUUCAUAGAAAUGAUGAACCAUAAAAUUAUAAGUAACCCCAAACCAAAAGGAAGAAGAUCCAUGUCAGAUGCUGUUAUUUCACCACCUGAAAUAUUAACAAAUAAAAUAAAAAAGUUUCCAAUUACAAGUAAAAAGUUUCACUGCCCCUCCCCCAAAACAGAACCUAUACCUCAGGAAACAAUUAGGCCAGUGAAAAGAAUGACAACAAUCCUGGUAUAACUUACAUGGACUCCACAGGUGAUUUGGAGACACAAAACAGGUUUCCAUCGCCACCAUCAUUUAAUAUAUCUCAUGAUGACGAUUUUGACUUAACCAUUGUUCAUGAAACCCCGAGAAAUGACGAUAAUGCCCUUGUCCAUGAAUAUGAACCACCCAUUGUGAAGGAAACACCAAUCAAGAACAGUUACCCUGCUACUCUUGAAUCCAUAUCUGAGUCAACCAUAAUCCAAUCAAAGUUUCCCACUCGAUCCUUUUCUUCUCCCUGUUCCACUUCAGCUUCUGAAUGCAUGAACACAACAACACCUAAAAAACAACAAAUCCCUCAAAACAAUUCACCUCUAGAUUCGAGUGUCAAUUCCCAUUUUCACAAACGAAGAAAGUCUUCAGCUUUUGCAUCAGUCAAAAUGUCCCAAUUUGAUUCCCCCAAACCCAAACCCACAUUUCCAGUGAAAGAAACCAAGAAAGAUCUAAAAAUAUCGUGUUCACUCUGUAAAAACCCACUAGGUCUUGUGGAAAAUGACUAUUCUGUCCCUUGUUCAUCAAUGUCGUUAUCUAAAAUGCAUUUGGUGUCAAGCUGGAAAGGGAGAGAAAAGGGUGGGACAAGUGUAGCUGUUGUGGUGUCUGAUAUUGGUUGUGUUGAUGGGAGAAUCUGGAAAAGAAAUGGUGAAGAAGGAAUAUGGAGUAAAGAAGAUGGAUGUGUAUUUAAUACGGCUUUCUGCCCUUUCUGUAGUGAUCAAGACAAUUGCCUUGGGUUACAUGUUGUGGCAACUGAUUCCUCCAAUGUGCAGCUUUUAAACAAGGUGCUCUUUUAUUCUGACAGACUAGAUAUCCAACAUAUCCAUACAUCAACAACAAAUAAGGAAGAAUCACCAUCUAUUGUUACAAGUUUGAGUAAAAGCGUGCUACAAAAUCCAUUUGAGAAAUUUGCCUACACAUCUCCACAAACCAACUCAAUAGGUUGGAGAACCACAAAAUCUAAGAUGAGAUUACCAAAGAAAGUCCUAGCAUCCACUACCAAAUAUUGAUGCCUAACCUUACAUGUAAAUUCUUAAUCAUUGCUAAAUUGGUUUUAAACCUAUUUUGGAAAUUUAGGAUCUAUGGUUAUUAUUAUUAACUUUGUGAUGCAUUUGAGGUGUAUGACCAAUAAAAUGUAACUAUUGUAGUUGUAACA